This is a messenger RNA of Drosophila ananassae, 2240 nucleotides long. Its product is annotated as zinc finger protein 2 homolog. The coding region runs from base 174 to 2087 and encodes 637 amino acids. Lineage: Eukaryota; Metazoa; Arthropoda; Insecta; Diptera; Drosophilidae. The record is from RefSeq and is a predicted model, not a curated record. The transcript is spliced from 2 exons.
GAGGUUGAGCUGUUUCCCUCUAAAAGUGCUGUGAAAUUCCCGCUGACUAUGACUUCCCAACACUACCUGCCAAAAACGAAAACAAUAAGUUUAUUUUGGUUGAGAAGCUGCACUUUUCACCGGUUUUUAAAUGUGCGGCCCUUGACCUGAUUUGCUGGGCACCAAACGUCCCGAUGGACUUUGUUGCUAAGUCGCUACCGGACAUCGCCAGUUCAAAUGGCCAGCAGAUGCCCCAUCCGACAUUCCUGAGGCGCCACGCCCCGGUAAAGGGCGAGACGACGGAAGAGGAGUACAUUCUGGAGGAGGCUUUCAUACGAGUGGCGGCCGAAAACGAGGCGCUGGUCAAAAAACUUAAGAGGCGGAGAAGUGAAGAGUCGGCGCCUGGAUUCGAGGACAGCACUUUCCGAGUGAAAAACGAGCCCAUUGAUGAAGAGUACCCGGCGUAUAACGACUUAGAGCUAGAGCCGCCCGCCAGUCCAAGCGAGAGCAUCCACUUCGAUAGCAUUACUAAGGAAGAGGUCCUAGAUUUCACGGUUGAGAGCGAAGAACACUGCGAUUAUGAGGCGUCUGAGGGUGAAGGAAGUUUGCUGGAAAGAAAAAGUUUAAGUGGAAGUAGCUACCACGAUAACGAAGAGUAUGGCAACGAAGAGGAUGGUAGCGAAGAGAAGGACGUCGACGAGGAAGACGACGAAGUGGAAUCUCUAAAUAGUUCUAAGCACUCCAACGAAGGGCCGCAUUCUUACAGGUGCCCCCUGUGUCCCAAGAGCUUUAAGUUAUCCAAGAACCUUAAGAAGCAUUGCCUAACCACCCACCCGCCUAACACCGGAAAGCGCUCCUACCAGUGCAAGCACUGCCUAAGGGUCUACGCGCAAAGAGCUGGCUACAAAAAGCACCUGAUCACCCAUCACAAUGAUAAGGAUUCGGAACUAGAGUCGGAAGUAGACACUGAUGAUGAAAAGAUUUACAAAUGCGCCCGUUGCCCAAAGAGUUUCAAAUAUUUGUCGAACCUUCGGAAACACGCCCGAAUGCACACCAGCGGGCUUCCCUUCAAGUGCGAACGCUGUAAUAUGUGCUUCUCCCAGAAAGCACGUUACGAGAAACACUUGCGUGUUCCCCACGAAGCGGACGGAACACCCAUGGAUCGCCCAUUCAAGUGCCUAAAGUGUGCGAAGUGGUUUAGAACAGAAACAGACUUGGAUCGUCACGAUCGGAGCCAUGAGACUAAAAAGAAGCCAAAGGAUAUUUUAGAGAAUCCCUUAGAGGAUGAUGAGGGGGAUGAUUCGGAGUUGUCGGACCAGGAAGACGGUUUGUUUUUUAAGGAAGAGCAGGAAGAUAGUACAUACAAAUACAAUCUUGCUCGCACCGUCCGGAGACAUGACCCCAACUGGUGGCACAUAUGCCCCAUAUGCCAGAAAAGCUUUAAGAACGCCACCACCCUCCGGAGACAUCAUGAAGUUCACGAUUUUCCCAAAGAGCCGCCGAAGAAAAAGGAAAUCUCACACUAUUGCAGUGUUUGUGGGAAAGGCUUUCCCGCAGCUCGGUACCUGAUCAUGCACAUGCGAGUGCAUACGGGGGAAAGACCAUUCCAAUGUAUGCAUUGCACCAAGAACUACAAGCAGAGGGGACAGCUCUCCGUGCACAUGAAAACCCACACCGGAGAGAAAAGACACACUUGCUUACAGUGUAGCAUGACGUUCACAUACAAAUCCUCACUCCAGCGGCAUGUUAGUAACAUACACAGUGAGGGGCGGCCGUUUGAAUGCCCGGAGUGCGAUAGAACCUUUGCUUCUAUGUAUAGAAUGCGCGAGCACAGGAAAACCCACACCACUGAGUCUCAGAGACCUUUCAAGUGCCCCGAAUGCCCAAUGGCCUUCGUUUCGGAACAUGGCCGGAAGGUCCAUAAACUGAUUCACCUGAAAGAACCUGUUGAUCCUGCAGCUAAGCGAGUCAAGUGCCCCCUGUGCCCCAAGACCUUUGCAAGAAAACAAGGACUUAAAGCCCACUUGUCUAAAAAAGGGAUAAAGGAACAUGAGGAGCCCAGCUUUGCCAAAAUAAAAUUGGAAGAAGAAGACGCAACCGAAUCCUGACAGCUGUGUUAAUACAUAAUUUAUUCGUAAUUUUAAAAUAAUAUUUACUAAUGUAUAGCCUACUUGUACAGCAAGCUUUGUAAAAUCAUAACAUGGUCAGAUGAAUCUGCUGAAAAAAUUCAGAAUUAUUUUGGUAAAAAUGUUAAAAUUAAA